This is a messenger RNA of Fragaria vesca subsp. vesca, 2011 nucleotides long. RefSeq names its product squalene monooxygenase-like. Gene Ontology annotation, biological process: sterol biosynthetic process. Gene Ontology annotation, cellular component: endoplasmic reticulum; membrane. Bases 172 to 1725 code for a protein of 517 amino acids. The record is from RefSeq and is a predicted model, not a curated record. The transcript is spliced from 8 exons. Gene Ontology annotation, molecular function: flavin adenine dinucleotide binding; squalene monooxygenase activity. Lineage: Eukaryota; Viridiplantae; Streptophyta; Magnoliopsida; Rosales; Rosaceae.
AACUCUAUAUAAACAACACCUUUCCUAGCUGUCUCUAACCAUAAGUCCCUUCCCCACUUCACACAUCCCCACACGUAAAACCAAAACCAACCCAAAUCACAAGUACACCCCACAAGAACAAGAAGAAGCAAACCAGAGCUUCUCCAUUGUUGUUGUUCAAACUUAACCAAGAUGGUGUCGUACGAGUAUGUUCUGGGUGGAGUUCUGGCUUCUCUGCUGGCCUCUGUUUUCAUCAUGAUUAUUAAUAGCGCUAGAAAGGUGGAGGGGGUGGAAAAGAGUAGUAAUGGGUUUGUGAGGAUGCCGGAAAACGAUGAGGAGAAAGGUACCGACGUCGUCAUUGUCGGCGCCGGAGUUGCCGGUGCGGCUCUUGCGUACACUCUUGCCAAGGAAGGACGUCGUGUACAUGUCAUCGAAAGAGACUUGAGUGAGCCGGACAGAAUUGUUGGUGAGCUUUUGCAGCCUGGGGGUUAUCUUAAGUUGAUUGAGUUGGGUCUUGAGGACUGUGCAAAUGAAUCCAUUGAUGCUCAGAAGGUGUUUGGUUAUGCUCUCUACAAAGAUGGGAAGGAUACAAAACUUUCUUAUCCCUUGGAAAAGUACAGUUCGGAUAUAGCUGGGAGAAGUUUCCACAAUGGCCGUUUCAUCCAAAGAAUGCGUGAAAAGGCAGCAACACUUUCAAAUGUGAAAUUGGAACAAGGGACGGUGACAACACUAAUUGAAGAAAAGGGCACUAUCAAAGGAGUGAUUUACAAGAACAAAUCUGGAGAGGAGUUCAGAACAUAUGCUCCACUAACAAUCGUGUGCGAUGGCUGCUUUUCAAAUCUGCGCAAAAAUCUCAGUGCUCCAAAGGUUGAAAGUCCCUCUUGUUUUGUUGGUUUGGUAUUGGAGAACUGUGACCUUCCACAUGCAAAUCAUGGUCAUGUGAUUUUGGGAGACCCUUCACCUGUCCUGUUUUAUCCCAUCAGUAGCACAGAGAUUCGUUGUUUGGUUGAUAUACCUGGAACAAAAGUUCCUUCUGUAGCUAAUGGUGAAAUGGCCAAGUAUUUGAAAACCGUGGUGGCUCCUCAGAUUCCUCCUCAGCUCUACAAUUCUUUUAUAGCUGCAAUUGACAAGGGAAACAUCAGGUCCAUGCAAAACAAAAGCAUGGCUGCAAAUCCGCUUCCCACUCCUGGUGCACUUUUGUUGGGGGAUUCAUUCAACAUGAGGCAUCCCUUAACCGGAGGAGGGAUGACUGUGGCUCUUUCAGACAUCGUUCUUCUUCGUGAUCUUCUUAGACCCCUACAUGAUCUCAAUGAUGCAUCUGCAUUGUCCCAUUACCUCGAAUCAUUCUACACAUUGCGCAAGCCUGUGUCAUCUACCAUAAACACAUUGGCAGGUGCCUUGUACAAGGUGUUUUGUGCUUCGCCUGAUCCAGCAAGACAGGAAAUGCGUGAAGCAUGUUUCGGUUAUUUGAGCCUUGGAGGUAUCUGUUCGUAUGGACCAGUUUCUCUUCUGUCUGGUCUUAACCCUCGUCCACUGCACCUGUUUCUCCAUUUUUUUGCUGUUGCUGUCUAUGGUGUCGGGCGCUUGAUGCUUCCAUUCCCUUCUCCUCAACGCACAUGGCUUGGGAUUAGACUGAUCCUGAGUGCAUCAGGGAUCAUAUUUCCCAUCAUAAAGGGUGAAGGAGUUAGACAGAUGUUCUUUCCUACAACAAUACCAGCAUAUUACAGAGCUCCUCCUGUUCAUUGAAGACAUCAAUACAACCAUAUUCUUGGAGAAAAAUUUGGUACUUGGAUCUUUCUUUUAUUGUAAAACCAAUCUGUAUCAAAUCAACUGCAUUAGUUCCUCCCACAAAUAAAUAUCAUGAUGGGAGUUCAAUGCUCAAAUUAGGAGAGCAAGAAAACUAUGUUCUUAAUUCUUUUAGGAUUUGUUCUUCUGCAGUGGAGAAAACAAGCAAGGUUUUCUCAUGAAAGUUGUAACUGUAUGAAACUAUAGUAGUUGGUAAAUAAUAACAUAAAUUUUGGGUCCCUAUCUU